AUGUUAUGUGCACUCUGGUUCAACGGACCUGUUUGGUUGCACCAAGGUCAAAGCUUCUGGCCUGCAACUCCAAAUGUCAGCGUUGAACAGUUUGAUCCAGCCUCUCUUGAAGAACGGAAAUCCGUAGCCCUGCCACUGCAAGUCACUACACCAAACGAAAUAUUCUCGCUACGUUCGACACUAUUUUCUCUCGUUCGACUGGUGGCUUUAUUACGUCGUUUCCGUCACAACUCGCAAAGAACGCACCGAACUUCCAGAAAACUCGGCCACAUUAGCACGCAAGAAUACGAGGAUGCUCUACUGCAACUGGUUCACCUCUCCCAAGAAGAAUGCUUUCCCCAGGAGAUUGCAAGUCUGUCCCGGGAGGAUCAGGUGAAAGACUCCUCUAGAAUAGCAUCACUCCACCCCAUACUACGAGAUGGUAUACUUCGCGUUGGCGGCCGGCUCCGGAAUGCAACUGUUUCGCAAAACCGGAAGCAUCCAAUGAUUAUUGAUCCACGUCAUCCUCUCGCCACGUUGGUAAUCCGCCAUUACCACGUGAAAUUGCUUCACUCCGGACAACAAGUCGUCAUCGCAAGCGCCAGAGAAAGAUUCUGGAGCCCCAACAUCAGAAACUUGGUGCGUAAAGUUCUCCACGAAUGCGUCACCUGCUUCCGAGUCAGACCAACAUGUUUGGGACAACUGAAGGCCGAACUGCCACCAGAAAGGGUAACACCGGCACCGCCAUUCCUGAAGGUCGGUGUGGAUUACUGCGGUCCGUUUCAAGUUUCCUACCCUCAUCGCCGAAGUGCUCCAGUUAAAUGCUUCGUUGCGGUAUUCGUCUGCCUUGUAACGAAGGCAGUUCAUGUUGAACUAGUCUCCGAUCUCACAACGGAGGCGUUUUUGGGAGCACUUAAACGCUUCACCGCCCGUCGAGGACAACCGGUCCUUAUAAUGUGUGACAAUGUCACGAAUUUCGUUGGACCAAAGCGGGAACUUGUACAGCUGUUGAACUUGUUCGAGCAGCAGCAAUUCCAGAACGCCGUAGCUUGA
Armigeres subalbatus is the source of this 1032-nucleotide messenger RNA. RefSeq lists its product as uncharacterized. Gene Ontology annotation, molecular function: nucleic acid binding. NCBI's taxonomy places the organism in Eukaryota, Metazoa, Arthropoda, Insecta, Diptera, Culicidae. The record is from RefSeq and is a predicted model, not a curated record. Bases 1 to 1032 code for a protein of 343 amino acids. The transcript has a single exon.